Messenger RNA from Sphaeramia orbicularis (orbiculate cardinalfish), 4870 nucleotides. RefSeq names its product sortilin-related VPS10 domain containing receptor 2 (gene sorcs2). Gene Ontology annotation, cellular component: membrane. Lineage: Eukaryota; Metazoa; Chordata; Actinopteri; Kurtiformes; Apogonidae. The coding region runs from base 75 to 3566 and encodes 1163 amino acids. The transcript has 28 exons. The record is from RefSeq and is a predicted model, not a curated record. Gene Ontology annotation, molecular function: protein binding.
CCUAUCUAUCUUCCACAAGCAUCGGCAGUCUCUCCAUCAGUCUCCGCGAUACGAGCGCUACUACGGCGCAAAGAAUGGCACCUCUGCGCCCUAAAGCACCGGUGUCCCACACCGCGCACUUCUGCGUCUUUCUGUUGACCGCCUUGGCCUGGAUGGCACUGCCGGGACCCGUGCGCGGUGACAGCGGGGUUUUAAACCGGAGCGGCGGACAGGACCGUACGUUUGACACGAGCGGCGGAACCGGCGGAGCCCGUGGAGGACCCCCGCCGGGCUUACCCACGGACGGGGAGGAGGACGCCGUCGGCCCGGAGAGCUCUCCCCGCCUCAGGAGAGCCGUGUCCCGGGAAAAACAAAUGUCACUGCUCAGCAGUUCGUUCGUGCUCAAAGGGGAUGCGACCCACAACCAGGCGAUGGUCCACUGGACAGGAGAGAACAGCAGCGUCAUCCUGAUCCUGACCAAAUACUACCACGCCGACUCCACCAAGGUGCUGGAGAGUUCUCUGUGGAGAUCGACCGACUAUGGCACCACAUACAGUAAACUCAACCUGAUGCCGGGGACAACCAUCGUGGUGACAAGCUUCUACAUCUGUCCCACCAACAAGAAAAAGGUGGUGCUGGUGGGCUCCUCGAUAAACGAGAGGGAUCAGAUGCUGUUUAUCAGCACAGACGAGGGUUCCUCCUUCCAGCGGCAGUCUAUCUCCUUCACCCCGGACACGCUCAUCUUCCACCCCAAGGAGGAAGACAAGCUGCUGGCCUACUGCAAAAUGGGAAGGCUGUUUGCUUCCACCGAUUUGGGCCGCAAGUGGACACUGCUUCAAGAGCGGGUGACCAAGGACAAAGUCUACUGGUCUGUGUCUGGUGUGGAUGUGGACCCUGAUCUGGUGCACAUGGAAAUGCAGGAUACAAGUGGAGGUUACCUGUACGUUACCUGUCUCAUCCAGAACUGUUCGGACAAAAUGGUCACGGCUCAGUUCCUCGGCAAAAUCGACCACAACUCUCUGCUGGUUCAGGACAACUACAUAUUUGUUAAGGUCACUACAGGGAAUCGCACCAAGCACUAUGUGUCCUAUCGGCGCAAUGAGUUUGUCCAGAUGAGGUUUCCCAAAUACGCCCUGCCAAAGGAUGUUCAGAUCGUGAGCACAGAUGAGAACCAGGUUUUCCUCGCCCUCCAAGAAUGGUACCAGUCAGAUACGUAUAACUUGUACCAGUCAGAUCCUCAGGGCGUCUACUACUCCAUCGUUCUGGAAAAUGUUCGCAGCACCAAACAACCUGAAGAAAAUGUCAUCAUUGACAUCCUGGAGGUUCGUGGAAUCAAAGGUGUCUUCCUGGCCAAUCAGAAAACUGAUGGCAAAGUGACCACCGUCAUCACCUACAACAAAGGGCGGGACUGGGAACAUUUGGCCCCGCCUUCUACUGAUAUGAACGGCAAGCCAAUCACCUGCAAAGUGCCUGACUGCCACCUCCACCUCCAUCUGCGCUGGGCGGACAACCCCUAUGUGUCAGGAACUGUCCACACCAAAGACUCCGCCCCAGGGCUUAUCAUGGGCGCCGGUAACCUUGGCUCCAAGCUGGUAGAGUAUAAGGAGGACAUGUACAUCACUUCAGACUGUGGGAAGACGUGGAGACAGGUUUUUGAAGAAGAGCAUCAUAUCCUGUACCUGGACCACGGUGGGGUCAUUGUUGCCAUCAAGGACACAUCUAUUCCCCUCAAGAUCCUAAAAUUUAGUAUCGACGAAGGAAGGACGUGGACUGUUCACAACUUCACCAGCACGUCUGUGUUUGUCGAUGGACUCCUGAGUGAGCCGGGAGAUGAGACCCUGGUUAUGACUGUGUUCGGCCACAUCAGCUACAGGUCAGACUGGGAACUGGUCAAAGUGGACUUCAGACAGUCCUUCCCUCGUCAGUGCACAGAGUCCGACUACGAGUCCUGGCAGCUCACCAAUCUGCAGGGUGAGAAGUGCAUUAUGGGUCAAGAGCGCACUUUCAGGAAGAGAAAGGACACGGCGUUCUGUAUUAAAGGGAAGAGCUACACCUCAGCUCUCACCAACAAACCCUGUCAAUGCACAGAGAGGGACUUCAACUGUGACUAUGGGUUCGAGCGGUCACACACAGAAGGGGAUCGCUGCUUUGCUGAUUUCUGGUAUGACCCGGAUUCACCUCCUGAGGACUGCCAUCUAGGACAGAGCUACGAGUCCAGCACUGGAUACAGGAAAGUGAUAUCUAACGUAUGCGAAGGGGGGAUAAACAAGCAGCAGAGUGCCAAACAGCACACCUGCCCCAUUCUGCCUCCAAAAGGACUACAGGUGGGCAUAAAGGGGCAGAUGCUGGCGGUGGCACCUGGUGAUGACAUCACAUUCAUCGUACAGCAGGAACAGGGUGACACCAGCAGCACCAAGUACCAGGUGGACCUCGGUGACGGGGUCCGAGCCAUUUACCAGAACCUGACGGUGACGGACGAACCCAUCCAGCAUCGCUACGAAAAGCCGGGGGUGUAUAAAGUCACAGUGAAGGCUGAGAACAUUGCAGGACACGACGAGGCCACCAUGUUCAUCCAGGUCACAGCUCCUCUGCAGGAAGUUCACUUAGAGGUGGUUCCCAUCGCUGGGACAAACCAUGAAGUCAACCUGACUGCCAUGGUUCUUCCCACUGAAGCCAACCUGACUGUCUACUAUUGGUGGAUAGGAGACAGUCUACAGCCCACACUGACUUUGCAGAACAGCCUUCUGAUACGCUUCCCAGAGACUGGAGAGGUGUCGGUCACAGUCCAAGCCUCCAACGGCCGAUCCAUGGUGCAGGACACCAGGACUGUCCAAGUCUAUGAUAACUUCCAGGUCAUCCCUCUGAGCUUCAGCCGAAACCUGGACCGCUUCAACCCAAACAUCCCAGAGUGGAGAGAGGACAUCGGCCAUGUGGUCACCAAAAUACUGGCCAAGAUCACAGGUGUUCCUCAGGAGUCGCUGGUUACCGUGGUGAAGCCAGGUCUUCCCACCACGGCCGACCUGUACGUCCUCCCACUGGACAGUAAACCAGCCAAGAGGAGCAUCUUCGUAGAUAAGCGAAUCCCUGCCAUAUUACAAGCCUUCAACGACAACAACGUGAGCUUUGUGGUCCGAGGGGGUCUGCAGGUUCUGGUGAUGCUGGCCGACCCAAAUACAGGGCUAGGUCUAAUUGCUAAUGACACUGCAGCAGCCGACACACAGACUGGGUACCACGGAGCUGCAGGGAGUCCAGGGGUUUGGGCUUUAGCGGUCAUUUUCCUGAUCAGCAUCAUCGCCACUGGCUCCUUCAUUCUUUACAAAUUUAAAAGUCCUUGGCUUAGGACUGAGGAUGCCUAUCCCCCACUGUUUUUCAGGAAGCUUCCAGGCAACCGCAACGUGUACGCCCAGAUGCACAACGAGAAGGAGCAGGAGAUGACCAGCCCGGUCAACCACAGCGAAGACACGCAGCACAUCAUCCAGGGUGAGGAGUUCAUCGACGACGACCUGGACUCGCAGACUCUAGGUAACGCAGGAGGUAGCCCCGCCUUCCGUUCCCUUAUAAGGACUACCACUAACCACUGCUACUAAAACUCAAGCCACUAACACCAGCAGCUAACACACACCAAGGCAACCAUUCUGGUGUGGUCCUGAGCAUCAACUCAACCAGAGAACUACACAAUUACCUGACCAGCUGAUGGCUGCCAUGGCAACGCUAAUGAGCUAGCCUAGCCUAGCCGGCUAACGAGCACAGGGACUCCACUCUGCGUCUGUCCUGUCCUCUUCCCUCUCCUCCUUCUGGACUCUUCACCUCCAUGGACUCCUCAGCUCCAGCUUUGGUGUGUGUUUUUGUUGUUUUGUUUUUUAGGGGCGGAGUCUGAACCCCCUGAAGUCUCUUCCUGCUAACAGAUGGGAGGAGCUCUGCUAACGCGUCUUUCCAAGCCCCACCCCCCCCCGAGCCCUUUCCUCCCUUUUCCCCCCUGGCCGUGGAGACCCACACUGAUGCCUGCUGAGGAUGGAGGUCUGGAUGGCGUCACACCAAGGACACUCACUCAUCUGUGUUUUGGAGAAAAAAAAAAAAAAAAAGAAAUGUGUGUACGUUGUCUGUCACAUGUAGACACUCAGAAUCAGCCGGCAUGACUCACAGGAGCAGAAACAUCAGCACAGAAAAGGUUAAAGCAGUUGAGCCGCUCACGCUAACAAGUGGCCAAAGACUCGUGUUGGUUUCCAAACACUAACGAUAGUUGUGACAUCGAUGGCAGAAAAAACAGAUUUUUCCUCUUUACUCCUUUUGUUUUUCUUCACAAACACUAGAAACUCUCUCUCAAAGGCAAUAAUAUCCUGUGAAAGGAAUGUAGGCGUAGGAAAACCCCAGUGGAUUUGCAUAUUCCCAGAUGCAAACACAAGAGGGCGAUGUUGCACUUUCUUAAAUUCCCCACACACACAUAAUAGCUCCGUCUUUUGGACUAUACUGUAUGUUCACUCUGCGUCAUUUUGUGUUAGUCUGACUCACAUUCUGAACUGGCGUCACAUACGUGUAAGUGUCUAAAACGAGCACCUUCGUAGGAGAACGCUGUCUGUCCCAUGGUGCCUGAAAUGGCAGACGCUGAUCUGCUCAGUAACAUACCUGGAGUUGGGUUUAUUUCGAACAGUACACCCCUUCCUCUUCCUCCCCCUUGUCCUCUUCCUCCUCCUCCACCCCACAUUUUCCAGGUCAGAGGUCAAAGCAGACUCGUUGCCCUGGAGACAAAGGUUGCCGUCAUGGAGGGAAGGUGUAGUUGAUGUACUGUAUCAGCCUAUAUUAGGCGUAGCCCACAGUGGAAUCAUGUCUCUUUAAAGGUUCGGUUUGUUGUAUGUAAAAUGUGUAAAUACAAACAAUCUCCACUUUGUACAUA